AAUUUGAUGGUCCAGAAACUUCUACAAAGGUAGAAGAGAACGUGUAGACAUGAACACGCUGGCUAGUGGCUAUUAAGCAAAUGGCAGAAAAUGCAGUGCAAACAGAAAAUCGUCUGGCACAGCAAAUAGCUGAAAAUACAUCGCAGUUAAAGUCUUGCCUUACACAACAAAUGACUGAAAAUAAUACGCAGUUAGAAAAGCGUUUGGUACAACAGAUUACAGAAAAUACUACACAAGUACAAAAACAAGUGCAAGACAAAUUUUCAAAAUUUGAAGAGGAAUUAAGCACGUUAAAAAAUGAAGAAGAAAAUUUAAAAUCAGAAGUUCUUCAAUUGAGUAAUCGGAUGCGAGAACUGCAACUGCAUGGCCCUGCACCAUCAACAAAUACCCCAAGAUUGAAGGCACCCACAUUCGAUGGAAGUAUUCCAUUUCAAAUUUUCAAACUUCAGUUUGAAAAGACAGCAAUGGCCAAUAACUGGAAUGCAGCGGACAAAGUAGCGUCCUUGUUUGUUUCAUUGAAAGGACCUGCAGCAGAAAUACUUCAGAUUAUUCCAGAUUGUGAACGGGACAACUAUGAGGCAUUGAUGAGUGCGAUAGAAAGACGAUAUGGUAGUGAGCACCGGAAACAAAUAUACCAGAUCGAACUGCAAAAUAGGGGUCAGAAGAUAAACGAGUUUGCAAGAGUUCGCAACUGAAAUAAAACGACUGGCUCAUUUGGCAAAUGCAGAUGCACCUGUGGAUUACGUUGAGAGGGUAAAAAUUCAAUGUUUCAUAAAUGGAAUUUGUGAUGUGGACACCAAACGCGCCACAUAUGCAUUGCCAAAAAGAACUUUUGCUGAAACGGUUUCGCACGCCCUCACACAGGAAACAGCUUCUCUACUAAGUAAACCAGCACACAAAGUACAAAGAGUUGAAAUGGAACAACCAGCGCUGAUGGAAGAAAUAUUGAAGACUCUGAAGACAAUUGCUGCACAGCGAGUAAAUACAACAGGCAAGUGUUUCAACUGUGAAAAAGCGGGUCACUUUGCCCGAAAUUGCAAUAUAAAAGUAAACCCAUCAAAACGGAAACAACCAACAGAUAACGGGGACAGAGUAUCCACAUGUCACAAGUCGUUGAAGUAAAACGGAACAGUUCAAAGGGGCGUGAACUGGUUCCCACAACUAUUUGCCCCGCAAUCUCGAUAUCACAAAUAGGUCGCCAUGACAGCAAUCUUACUAUCAACGGUAUCGUAAAUGGGCGACUGUCAACGCUUACUUUGGAUACUGGUGCCACACAUUCAAUUAUCCGACCGGACGUGGUAAGAGGAACAGUUGAACCAUUAGUCGGUUGCAAGCUUCGAACGGCCACCGGGGAGGAAGCAGCUGUUGCGGGAAAAGUGUUUUGCGAAGUGAUGAUUGGUACCCUGGUAGUUAAUCACACCUUCAUCGUAGCAGAAAUCACGGAUGAAAUUAUAAUGGGAGUAGAUUUCAUGAUUGAUCACGGGGUUACUUUGAAUUUAAACAAGCAAAUGCUGUUUUGUCAGAACAUGGAGAUGCCUAUAAACACCGGAUAUGUGACUAACGUUGAAAGUAAGAGGGUGAUUGUUGAUGAUAAUCAGAGUAUUCCACCAAAAUCUGAGGCGAUUGUAUGGGCUAAAGUGAAUGGAGGAGGUGGGACUGAAGAAUUGUGGAUUGUGGAACCAACAAAAAUAGAUACACCCAUAUUGGUAGGAACAACGCUUGUGAAAACUAGAGAAGACGCCACCAUUCCGGUCAGAGUAGUGAAUGAAUUCAACACGCCUAUAAGUCUGAAGAAAGGAGCAGUAAUUGGACAGUGCCAGAACAUAAGUGCAAUAGCACGAUGCGAACGGUCACAACAGAAGCCUACGAUUGAGCCACAGCAGAUAAGUCCAACACUCCUAAACAAUUUGCUGAACGAACUGCAUGGAAAUGAAAAAUUGAAAGCAGAAAAACUAUUAGAAAAAUACGCAUCCAUAUUUGCAAACGAAGGAAACAACACAGGAAGAACCGGCAUUGUCAAACAUCGCAUAAAUACCGGAGACGCCAAACCAAUCCGACAAGCUCCGCGUAGGGUUCCACUAGCAAAACGUGAGGAUGCUAACAAAAUUAUUGAAGACAUGCACAAAAACGGUGUAAUCGAACCUUCAAUAAGUCCAUGGAGCUCACCUAUCGUCUUAGUUAAAAAGAAAGAUGGUAGCACCCGUUUCUGCGUAGAUUAUAGGAAGUUAAAUGAUGUCACAAAGAAAGACAGUUAUCCUCUACCGAGAAUCGACGAUACAUUAGACACCUUGUCCGGAGCGAAAUGGUUUUCUACAAUAGAUCUACAAAGUGGAUAUUGGAAAGUCGAGAUUGAUGAAUGUGACCGUGAAAAGAAUUCUCUGUGAUGCCAUUUGGGUUAUGUAAUGCGCCUGCAACGUUCGAGCGACUGAUGGACAUGGAAAAAAGUUUUGAUGAUCAUCUAAAAAAUCUAGAGGAAGUCUUUCAGCGAAUAGCAUCAGCCGGAUUACGGUUGAAUCCCAAAAAGUGUUCAUUAUGGAAGACGCAGGUCACAUAUGUCGGACAUAAAGUGUCAACCGAGGGGAUUCACACCGAGGAAGGAAAAAUAAAAGUAGUUAAAGAGUGGCCUCGACCCACCAACAUACAUGAACUCCGCAGCUUUUUCGGCUUAUGCACGUAUUACCGCCGUUUUGUACCUGGAUUUGCGAACGUGGCUAGAAGUUUACAUGAUUUAACAAAGAAGAAUCGCCCGUUUGUAUGGCAGUUGGAACAAGAAAAAGCGUUUGAGCAGCUUAAAGAACUACUUUGUACGGCGCCGAUGUUAGCUUAUCCAAUACCUGGAAAGAAAUUCAUCUUGGAUACAGAUGCGAGCGCUUAUGGAAUUGAAGGUGUCCUGUCUCAGCUCGUCGACGGACAAGAAAGAGUAAUUGGGUAUUACAGCAGAGUGCUCGGGAAACCAGAGAAAAACUACUGUGUGACGCGAAAAGAACUACUAGCUGUGGUGGAAUGUGUAAAACAUUUCCACAAGUAUUUGUAUGGGCAACGAUUCUUGCUGAGGACUGAUCAUGAUCAUUAAGAAUCCGGAAGGUCGAAUUGCACGAUGGAUUGAAAGAUUACAGAAUUACGACUUCGAAACAGAACAAGGAAAGGGGAUUCACCAUAAAAAUGCGGAUGCAUUAUCACGUCGCCCUCGUUCACUGGAAUGUAAACAUUGCUCCAAAUCAGAAGGAAAAGAAGGUAUAAUCGACGUACGAUUACUGAAUAUAGAACCUGAAGAUGAUUGGACUCCUCACCGCAUCAGAAUCAAUCAGCUGGAGGACCCUGAUCUUGCAAAGCUGAUAAUAGUCAAAGAAAAUGGGGUACGACCAACAAAGGAACAAAUAAGUAGCGAGAGUCCAACUGCAAAAGCAUAUUGGGCCCAAUGGAACAGCAUAAACCUCGUUAAUGGAUACCUUCAUCGUACCUGGGAAAGCGAAGAUGGCAAACAGUCUCGUCUGCUGAUCAUAGUACCGAAGUCUAUGAUCCCGAAAGUAUUGAAAGAAUAUCACAAUGGACCUAGUGGAGGGCACCUUGGAAUUACAAAAACUAUAGAGAAGAUUAAACAACGGUUCUACUGGAUUGGUUGUCGAGAUUCCUUAGCAGAAUGAAUAAGUAAUUGUGCAAAGUGCAUGGCAGCUAAAGGUCCCAAAGUCAAAAGUCGCGGUAGGCUGCAACAGUACAACGUGGGAUCACCAUUUGAACGAGUCGCAAUGGAUGUUGCAGGUCCGUUCUCAACCAAUACGGCCGGAAACAAAUAUCUACUGGUUGUCAUGGACUAUUUCAGUAAAUGGCCAGAAGUAUAUGCCUUACCAAACCAAGAAGCGAAAACAGUAGCCGAAGCGUUUUGUAGAAAAUUGGAUAACGAGGUUCGGAGUGCCUGUCGAAUUACACUCAGAUCAAGGCAGGAAUUUCGAAUCUUCCAUUUUCCAAGAAGUCUGUACAUUAUUGGGCAUCCACAAGCACGGACAACAGCGUUACAUCCACAAUCAGAUGCGAUGGUAGAGAGAUUCAACCGAACGCUCGAAGAACAUCUGCGGAAAAUCGUUGAUAAAGAUUAACGGAAUUGGGACAAGUACAUCCAGAUGUUCCUGCUGGCGUAUCGUUCAGCGAAGCACGAGACAACUGGUUACACGCCAGCGAAGAUCAUUUUCGGAUUUCAUCUGCGACUCCCUGCUGAUCUUAAGUUUGGAACGAAUCCUGCAGCUGUAAGAAAUGAUGGAGAUUAUUGCUCUGCCUUAAAGGAGAAAAUGAAUGAAUUGCAUCUAAUGGUAAGGCAGCACACGCAUCUGAUAAGCAAUAAGAUGAAGGAUCGGUUUGAUCAAGCGGCAAAUUCAAAGGGCUUUGAAGAAGGUGAUCUGGUCCUGUUGUACAAUCCACUUCGAAAGAAAGGCUUGUCCCCGAAAUUGCAGACAGCCUGGGAAGGGCCCUAUAUGGUGAUAAAACGACUUAAUGACGUGGUAUACCGCAUACAAAGAAAUGGAAAAGCACGAUGUAAAAUGAAAGUAGCACACUAGAAGAGGCUCGCCCCAUUUGGUUCAAGAGGAUUUGUACCUAAUCGGGACGAUUAGGCAUAAGUGGAGGGCAGUGUUACAGAAGUAGUAUUAAGUUUGAUAUUUGUAUUGCUAUAUACAUACAUCCCUUAUUAUAAGCAUUUGGCGCCGCGGCUGUCAGCUUGUCUACUUAAACAAUAGCUGCAUUUGGCGCCGUAUAGCAUUAUGUUCUUAUAAUUGCCAGACGCAAUAUUCUAGAAGGACACUUCGGCAUCAGCGAGAAGUGCGUGGCUAUAUAAGCCGUGGCAGCGCCAACGUAAUCAUCCAGUGCUAAGAGUAAACUGCUAUAGUGUAGACAAAUUUCGUAAUAAAGAGAUUUUGUUGAAUUAAACGGUUUUUGGUUUUAUUUGUCACUCCAGAGAUACGAACCUAGUAAAGUAAACUAGCAAGCAGUAAAAUCGCAACAAUAUGAUACAUUUUGAACAAACAAUUUUGUUUUAUGCAGUUUUUAACAGUGCUUUAUAUAUAUCCCUUUCCGGCCUAUAGCAAAUCUACUUAAUAAAAUUUGUUUCUCUUUUAGGUCCUAUUACUUUGGUCAUUGUAGAUAAUAACCAAUACGUUCGUUUUUUGAAAUUUUCAGUUUAUCCUUUAUUUCUAGGAUACGCACAAUUGUUGCAAAUAAAAAAAAUGUGCAUACAUAACUCGAAAUGUUCUUUAAUUCAAUUUUAUUUUUAUUAUAUUUAUUAUUUUUCUGUGUGAUAUUUCAUAAAACAAGUUUGUCUUUUAUUUAAACAUAAAUAAAUUUGGCAUUUGGAACAAAAUGUGCGUGUCCGAGAUCUACAACCAACAAGCCUACAGCAUCUUGCGGAUGACAAAUCAUGCUCAAUUGGCCAGUGGUUGAAUCGAUCAAGCCUCUUAUCGUUGCAUGGCUGGGAAGAUGGACGAUAUCUUUUUGCAAAACCUUGAGUUUCUUCUUCCUCGGUGUCGGAUUCAUACUCAGCAUGUGUCCUUUUCUCAAUAGCGAUCAGUUGUUCAGCUAAAGCUAAUUUAAAACUUAGCAGGACAUGAGAAUCUGCCCGAGAUUUCGAGUUUAUUUUGCUAUGAUCUCUAUAUUGUAGCUAAGCGUUACAGCAAACAAGAUCAAUGAAGUGUAUGAAAACUUUCAUAGUCCAUUUCCGCGUCCUGAAAAAUGAGCGAUAUGCCUCCAUUAACUGAUCACAAAUAUCCACGCCUGCCAUCGAUUUGUUGUAUUCUCUUACUAUCCUUGGGGCUGGAACUUCAACAUACCUUUUUUCUUUUUUUUCCCAGCGUUUAACAUUGGAAACCGGUCCACAACCAUAAGCUGAUGAUGCCAGGAUUACCGCUUUAGAAUCUUUCCACUGCACCACGACAAUAUUGUCUUCGCUAUGACAAAAUUCUUCCAUAUCGCCCCUUUUCAUUUGUUUUUCAUUGGUGAGGUGGAUAUUUUUUAUUCUGUUUCUCAUUAUUGUCCCAGUGGCAUAAAUACCACGACUUAAAAGCGUCUGAAGAAGCGGUAUUGUCGUAAAGUAGCGAUCAAAAAAAACUUUUGAACCUUCUGGCAGUGUUUCAACCAAACGCAAAACGAAGGCUGGUCCUAGACCCAAGUUCGUAAGUGGUGUUGUCUUUCCUUGAUACAUUUCAAAAUCAAGCACCAGACCUUCAGAUGUUGUUAAGACUUCAUUCUUCAAUCCCACUCCUCCUGGUUUGUUAGGGAGACUUUGUCGAACAGGACAACGGCGAGUGAAUGAGAUUAUUUGUUGGUCUAUAGAAUAAUUAUCGCCUGGCUUUCUGGGAAGGCUUCGACAAGCUGAUCUAAUAACUUCAAUCAAAGGUUUUAUUUUCCAAAAGAUAUUGGAUUGUUUCUCUUCUUCUGUUACUUCAUUGGCGUCCACAACAUGGAGACACAUUCCUUUCGUAAGCAUAUGGUACCUGUUUGUGUACUCCACUACUCUUUUUAAAAAAUCGUCAUUGAAAUAAGCAGAGAAAUAAUGUUUACGAGACUCCAAAGUUACGUUAAUUUCCGCAGAUUGAGAAACACUCUCUUCCAAUUGUAUAUCAAAAAGUCUUUUCCUCCAAAUAUCACGGCGUUUGGCGUUUUCAGUGACAUUUUGUGGUGUCUCCGUAGCGUUAAUUUCGUGAUCGUCUUCGUCACUUUGAUCGUCUAAAGUUUCAUCUCCCACAGAAGGUAGUUCCCAAGUCGCAUCCACAAGCUCGUCAUCGCUACAAAAAUCCUCUAAAUCCGACUCCAAUAGUGCACUAAGUAUUUCGUCUUCAGUGAAUUGCUCUAAAUGAAAAAACAAAGAUCAUAUUCAUAUUUCGUUAAAUAAGUCCUGACACGCACAAUUGUAUCACUUGAAACAAAACAGUCUAAAAAACACUUGAAGUUACAAAAUAAAUACUGAAUGCCACUUUUUAAUUAAAACUUGUUCUGUUUUGAUUGAGAUUACACAUUUUUGAUAAUGAUUUUAACUUUUUAAACAAGUCAAAUAAUUUAUCAUACUUACUCCUCCGACUCAUUUUUGCAAAUGAUUGAAAUGCAAUAUUAAAAUAGCAAAAUUCACCAAAACUAACGGACUCCGAAAACGGUCCGUUAUGUUUUUUAUUACGCAAACAGCUCACACAAUUGUGCUAUUCAGGUCUCAUUAUAAUAGGGCAGAUAUUGAAGGAGAUAAUAAAAUUUAAACGCACACGCACAAUUGUGCGUACACGGUCGGAAAGGGAUAUACAUUAGAGUGGGUAAAUUUUUUUCUUCACAAAGCGGUUUUCAAAAUCGUAAACUGCGAUGAAUUCUAAGAAAAUUUGCCCAAGAAACCAUGGGUCUAAAAUGAAAAUCGAGCUUCCGGUUUUUAGCGAGAAAAUUUCGUAUAUUGUAUUUUGUAAAAAAAGAAAAAUCCAAUUCCUAUUCCACUGUCGAUUGUUUGCUUGUUUUGUAGCUAUCGAAGCUAAUUUCCUCAAAUUUGGUAUAUGAUUUGGUUGAUGUUGAUGUUUAAGCAGAAAAUUCGACAGUACAGAAAUUUUUAAUAGGGGGCGUGGCAUUGCCCACUUAUGAGUUCAUAUGUAUAUCUCUCCAACCACAAUAUCAAUUACACAAUACCUACUAAAGGGAUAUCUGGAAAAUGAUCGAAAUCGGAUAAUAACCACGCCCACCUCCCAUACAACGGUAAUUUUUGAAUACACUAAAGAUUGGAAAUUUUAAUAACUGUUGAAGAGAAACAUCUUGAGUUUGGUAUUCGGUGUUGUAUUGCAGCCAGAAAUCCGACUAUAUGAAAAUUUUGGCAUGUCACCGCCCACUUUUGAGUGCAUUUGUAAAUCUCUGGAACUACUUUAUCGAUUUCGUCUAAAUUUGGUACACAUUUUAGAUUGUACCUAGUUAGGUGAGAUUAUUAAAAUGAUUAAAAUUGAGCAAAAACUACGGCCACCUCCCAUAUAACGGUAUUUUUCUGUACAGUCACUGCUUUAUGUUUUCGACUCUAGUAGUUGGUACUGUUUUCUUUUUCAUUUAUUAAAAAAAUCAAAUCAUUCCAAUUUCUGUUACACUGUCGAUUGUUUGUUUGAUUUGCACUUGUUUUCUUUUUUUUUAAGAGAAAGCAAUGCAACGCUGAUGAAUUACUAAUAAAACAAUUGUUUCCGAAACUAUCGUUUUAAAUUAUUUUGAUACAAUAUUACAGUUAGAAGGUUUUACUCAAGGAAGAAGUGUGUGCCUCUGAUUUUCGCGAUUCUAACAUUUUAAAGCAAAACUUAAGCUUCUUUUAAUUAUAGAGUCAUCUCCUAUAUCAAUUAGUUCUUGUGCUAAUGAUAUUACAUUAUCCAAUCUAUCGGAAUCAAAUUUGGUGCAUAUGCCAGAUCCAAAUUUUAGUGCUUUUGGUUUGCCAAGUGAUUUAUACGAACUAAGGUCCUGGCGGAUACUGUUGAUUUGGAUUUGGCUCCAACAGCUACUGAAUAUUCAUCUUACCGGCCUGACUUAUCAGAUAUGGACGUAGAUGAAGAUCUUGUGUUCAAAAUACCAAAUGCAGAAAGACCAAUUGUUAUUAAGCGCGACCCGUAUAUGAAAAGGCAUGAUACCCCCAAUUAUGCUAUGAUGUGCGACAGAUUUGGUGUGUCAAACAGAGUUGAUGCGCGUUUGGCUACGGCACUUUUUAAAGAUAUAGAUUUCAAAGACGACAAUGGGGAACUUAUUAUUGUGGACAAAUGUAAAGUAGCGCGAGAAAAGAAAAAAAUCAGGGAUUCCGUGCGUCAAAAACCAUGCAGGGAUUCCAGCGUGCUGGCAUUCUCAUUUGAUGGCAGAAAAGAUGAAUCAUUGACAAUGGAGAAGGUUAAUCAUAAGCUUCACCCAAAAGUGGUUAAAGAAUCUCACAUCGUGGUUGUGCGAGAACCUAAAACCGAACUCUUGGGUCAUUUAACACUCAAUGCUGAGGACGCUGGUACAAAACAAAAGAUGCUAUAUGACUUCUUUGUUAAAAAGAACUUAGCUCUUUUCGACCUGGUUGGUAUUUGCUGCGACGGUGAAGUGAGCAAUACUGGCACGGAAAACGGCAUAUUACGACGGUUUGAAGUACUGUUAGGCAGACCAUUGCACUGGUUUGUUUGCUUGUUACAUUUUAAUGAGUUACCUUUUCGCCACUUAUUUUGCGCGCUAGAAAAAUCAACUACAAGUGGACCGCGAACUGACAGUGGAGCUCUGACAAAAUUGAUGGAAACCUGUAAACAGAUUCAGGUUGUACCCGACUUUCAGCGUAUUUUGCUGGGGAAUAUGCCUCCUUCCUUGUCGUCAGAACAGGAAGAAACUCUUUCAACGGACGCUAAGUACUUGUAUCGGAUAGCCAACGCGAUUCAUAACGGUUCCUGUCCUGAAGAUUUAGGCAACGUGAAACCUGGACCCAUCGUUCACUCUCGUUGGUUAACCAAAGCUAGUAGACUUCUGCGAUUGUACGUAACAACAAAUUCACCAUCCGAAAAUUUAAGAAUUUUAGCAACGUUUGCCAUGAAAGUUUACGUACCUAUGCACUUUAAUGUUAAGUAUUACAACUCGGUAAUAUAUGGCAGUUCACUCUUAUGUAAAUAUAUUUGUUCAACGCAAUAUUUACCACAAAAUCUGCGCGAAAUUGUAAAUAAUGUUGUUCAAAAUAACUCAUAUUUUACACAUUCAGAAAAUGUUCUACUAACAAUGCUUUUUGAUGCCAGAAAGGAAGUGCGCCAGGGGGCUAUAAAAAAAAUGUUGUACUAUCGUGAAAAACUUUACGACCCAACAAAAUUAAGAGCUUACAAAAAACCAACUAUAAAUUUUGACUGCACUGAUUAUGUUGAGAUGAUAAACUUAGAUAACAAUAGCAUUUUGUCGGAGCCGCCCUUCACUGCAAACAUACCCUAUGACCAUUUGCUCGAAUACAUAGAAUUUGACAAUCCUCCACUACCGGAUCCACAAAUUCCUCCACAUAUUCAAGGAACCGAGCGCUUUGUGCAACUGCUGACUAGCGUUUCACGUCGAACUAUAGAAAAAAAAUCGCGAUGGUGUUGUGGCAGUCACGGUUGCAAGUCGAAACGCAACAUCUAGGAUGGACAGCAAACAAGAUCUUAAAACUAAUUAAUUCUGAACUUUAAAAGUAUACGAGUAUUAUAUUUUGUUUGGCCCUUAACAGUUAAGUUUUUGCUUUAUAUAUAGAUAUAAAAUGAUAUUGUUAACUGCAAUACGAUUUCGCGGAAGAUUAAAGCUAUUAAAGUUUGAAAUUUUAUUUAUUAUUAUUUUAAUUUUUAUGGGUGGAUAACGACCAUACCACGCUGAAUACAUCGGUUCUCGUCCGAUCUCCGACGCUUUUUAAAAUCCGAUCUAAAUACUAUUAUUUUACAAAUAUCGAAUUUAUUUUUAAGGGUCACAACGUUUUAUUUCUUAAAACCCAUGAGCUUUUACAUUUCCAGUGUAUUGAUGAUUUAAUGGCCAAUUUCAUAAAAAACUUUUUUAACAUUAAUCUAAAUAUCAAAAUUAAACCGUUAUCUA
Molecule: messenger RNA, 10539 nt
Organism: Bactrocera dorsalis (oriental fruit fly)
Lineage: Eukaryota; Metazoa; Arthropoda; Insecta; Diptera; Tephritidae
Exons: 2
Coding region: 8518-10098 (526 amino acids)
Source: RefSeq, a predicted model, not a curated record